AUGCCUAUUAAUCCAAAACCAUUUUUGCAAGGGUUAGCAGGACAAACAGUGAUUGUCAAGCUUAAAUGGGGGCAAGAAUACAUAGGGUUCUUGCAAAGCACUGAUUCCUAUAUGAAUAUCCAGUUAGCCAAUACAGAAGAGUUUGUAGAUGGAAAAAAUACAGGUCAAUUAGGUGAAGUUUUGAUUCGAUGCAAUAAUGUUCUUUGGAUCUCAGGAAAUACAGAUUGUAUUAAGGCAAGCAAGAAUUAA
Pneumocystis jirovecii RU7 is the source of this 249-nucleotide messenger RNA. Its product is annotated as small nuclear ribonucleoprotein F. The record is from RefSeq and is a predicted model, not a curated record. Gene Ontology annotation, molecular function: RNA binding. Bases 1 to 249 code for a protein of 82 amino acids. NCBI's taxonomy places the organism in Eukaryota, Fungi, Ascomycota, Pneumocystomycetes, Pneumocystales, Pneumocystaceae. The transcript is spliced from 2 exons. Gene Ontology annotation, cellular component: catalytic step 2 spliceosome; U1 snRNP. Gene Ontology annotation, biological process: spliceosomal snRNP assembly; mRNA splicing, via spliceosome.